Messenger RNA from Ictidomys tridecemlineatus (thirteen-lined ground squirrel), 2913 nucleotides. RefSeq names its product hepatocyte nuclear factor 4 gamma (gene Hnf4g). Gene Ontology annotation, molecular function: RNA polymerase II cis-regulatory region sequence-specific DNA binding; nuclear steroid receptor activity; zinc ion binding. The record is from RefSeq and is a predicted model, not a curated record. NCBI's taxonomy places the organism in Eukaryota, Metazoa, Chordata, Mammalia, Rodentia, Sciuridae. Gene Ontology annotation, biological process: regulation of DNA-templated transcription. Gene Ontology annotation, cellular component: nucleus.
CACUGGGUUUUUCUGGGCUUGAGGUGCCACUUGUAUGUGUGUCUCUCAGUCGAUGAUGAGGAUAUCAGAACCGAUUCUGGACAUGGACGUGGGAAAUUACAGUGAAGUUUUGGACCCAAAUUAUACCACUUUGGAAUUUGAAACGAUGCAGAUUUUAUAUAAUUCAAAUGAUAGUUCUGCCCCCGAGACAACAAGUAUGAAUACCACAGACAACGGUGUGGGUGUCAACUGUCUGUGUGCGAUAUGUGGGGACAGAGCAACAGGAAAACACUAUGGGGCAUCGAGCUGUGACGGGUGCAAGGGCUUCUUUCGACGCAGCAUACGCAAGAGUCAUGUUUAUUCCUGCAGGUUCAGUCGCCAAUGUGUUGUUGACAAGGACAAAAGGAAUCAAUGUAGAUACUGUCGAUUAAGAAAGUGUUUUCGAGCAGGAAUGAAAAAAGAAGCUGUGCAAAAUGAACGUGAUAGAAUAAGCACCAGAAGAAGCACAUUCGAUGGCAGCAAUAUCCCCUCCAUAAACACACUGUCACAAGCUGAAAUUCGGUCUCGCCAGAUCUCAGCCUCAAGCCCUGGGGUCAGCACUGACAUAAAUGUUAAGAAAAUUGCAAGUAUUGGUGAUGUCUGCGAAUCUAUGAAACAGCAGCUUUUAGUCUUGGUGGAAUGGGCUAAAUAUAUUCCUGCCUUCUGUGAGUUACCACUGGAUGACCAGGUGGCCCUGUUGAGAGCUCAUGCAGGGGAGCACUUACUGCUUGGAGCUACGAAAAGAUCCAUGAUGUAUAAAGAUAUUUUGCUUUUGGGCAACAACUACGUCAUUCACAGAAACAGCUGUGAAGUCGAGAUCAGCCGUGUGGCCAAUCGGGUUCUCGAUGAGCUUGUCCGACCAUUUCAAGAAAUCCAGAUUGAUGACAAUGAGUAUGCUUGCUUGAAGGCAAUUGUAUUUUUUGACCCAGAUGCAAAAGGACUAAGUGACCCAGUAAAAAUUAAGAACAUGCGGUUCCAAGUGCAGAUCAGUCUAGAGGACUACAUCAACGACAGGCAGUAUGACUCCAGGGGCAGGUUUGGGGAGCUGCUCUUGCUCCUGCCCACGCUGCAGAGCAUCACCUGGCAAAUGAUCGAGCAAAUACAAUUUGUGAAGCUUUUUGGAAUGGUUAAAAUUGACAACCUGCUUCAGGAAAUGCUACUGGGUGGUGCUUCCAAUGAUGGAAAUCAUCUUCAUCAUCCAAUGCACCCACAUUUGUCUCAAGACCCAUUAACUGGACAAACUAUACUUUUAAGUCCCAUGUCAACAUUGGUUCAUACGGACCAGAUCUCAACUCCUGAAACCCCACUACCUUCACCACCACAAGGCUCUGGACAAGAACAGUACAAAAUAGCUUCAAAUCAAGCUUCAGUUAUUUCACACCAGUCCCUCUCCAAACAAAAGCAAUUGUGAGAAUGUGUUUACUUCCGAAUAGCACUGCACAAAUGUGAAAGGCUUUUGGUCUUGAAAUAUCUCAGGAUAUAACUUUUGGCAAACUCUUAGCCAAGGCUUCUUCAUGGUGCUGUUAUAAAAUGGUAUCCUGUUUUCUUGUUUAUAUGCUUAUUUUGUUUGUCUUUGCUAUGGUGUAAAACUUUCAUAUGCAACCAAUGUACAUUUGAGUUGGAAUUUGUUUAUAUAGUUUCCAACUGCCCCUGCACUGUGCCUGAACUGGUUAAAUCUUAUGUACUACUUUCAUUUUUUUUCAUAAUAUUAAUUUAAAUCUGUAAAUAAUUGCUUUGCUGUGAUGUGAUGCAGAACUAAGUGUUCUUUUUGGCUAAGAACAGAUCAGAAAUCCAAGGUUAAUAUGAAAUGAACCAGUUUUUUUUUUAUAAAUUAUAAACUUGCAGAUUAGAAAAAUAAAGCAGUGACUAUAGAGUAGAGGACAUUUCUUUGAAGAAGAAUCACUACUUAUGGGCAUUCUGUGGCUAACAAGCAUGUCUUUGGUUCACGGUUCUGAAGUUCAGAAUAUUAGAGAAAGCCAUUCUAAGAAUAACUGUAUACUCUUUGAAAUCUAUGUUUGAAGAUGUAGUUUAAGAUAUCAGUUAGAAUAUAAGCUAAACUGUAACAAAGAUGCCCCUAAAACAAUGUUUAAACCAAGAGAGACAUUUAUUUCUCUCUCCUCAAACAAUCUAGCAAUAGUCAUCCAUUGACUAGAAAUUAGCACAAACCUGCACCCAAGGAGGCCAGGGGAAUCCUCUUUGUGUGGGAAGCCUGUUCCAGCUAAUGCUGGAUAUCUCUGGGAGAACUGAACUGGGAGAUAAAUGAGCCAUCUACCAUACAUGUGCCUCAUUUAAUUCUCAUGGUAAGUCUAUAAGAGAGGUAUUACCAUUUCUUUUAAAAAUAAAGAAGCCUUUAGCUUGAGGGUUCAAGGAAUAUAACCAAAGUUCAUAAACCCAAAGAAUAAAAGAUCUACAUGCAAACCCAGCUCUAGUUGACUUCAGUGAUAAUAUAUACCUUACAGCAUGGUAUUUAAAUACACACAACAGAGUUGGGAUUGACCACCAGCGAUGAGUGUGAAAUUGUUGUAACUGAAUGAGAAAUCAUUUGUGUUCUUUUAAUGAGAGCCUUUCCCCUAAAGUGUUGAAGGAAAUUCACAAACAUAUCAGAUAGAUUUUGGUGACAGCAAAAACAAAUUGGAAUUGCCGACUUAGCAGAUUUUCAAAAAUUCAGCAGCUCAGGAAUAUACUGAAUGUUUAAUUCUAGACUGAGGAAUACAGCCCUGAAAAAUUGGUACCAACAGCACAAGUUUAUUUUAAAACGGUUAAGAAUGGGCUCAUGAAGCAGCGACCCCUCUCUCUUCCUGUCUCUCACUACUUGCUUGCUGAAGUAGGGAAAACUGGUUGAGUGAUUAUCAACUAUAUAUACAAAGAAAUAAAAAAAAAAAAGAGUAUUCCAAA